UUCGGCAGCGGCUGUUCUUCCCCAGCAGCAGCGGCGGCGGCAGCAGCAGCAGCAGCAGCAGCCCAGGCAAUGACUCUGCCGCAUACGAAUCGCCUGGCCGGUGGUGCCGGCUCCGGAGACAUCGCCUUGCUCUGAAGUUGCCCACCUGGAGGAGGUAAAUCGGAGCGGGGCUUUGGUCCAGAGGGGUCGGCGACGACGGGGAGAGGAGGGAGCGAUCGCCUCCCCCAUCUCCACACACCGUCCGUCCUCCGGGAGGGAGCCUGUGUAGCAGAAGAAGACGGCAGAAAAGGAGAGACUUUUUCUUCUUCCUAUUUUUUUCCUUUUUAAUUUUUUUUUUUUUAAAUUUUUCCUUCCUUGAGGGACGUUCCCUGUUUCUCAUCCCCUCCCUUUUCCUCCUGGCUGGGGGCUUUGGUACUGUGGCCAGGUCUGCUUCCUACCCCCACCCCUGGUUUUAAUGGCUGGAUUGUGGUAGCAGCUCCCUGCUGCAGGUUGUUGAGGAACUGAUGGGGACUUGCAUCUCAGGAGCCGGAGGUGAAUAAAGAAAUGCUGGAUUCAGUACCCUGCAAAAAAUAGCGUUUGGAUUUUUAGCACCUGAAGAACAAGAAAAGGUCUCAGACUCUGGAUACUGACUGUGGGAUUUUUUAUUACUAUUACUAUUAUUAUUAUUAUUAUUAUUUUUGAUUGAUUCCCCCUCCCCCCCCCUUUUGGAUGUGAAUUGAAGGCCAACAGUUGAAGUGUUGGAAGCAAGUGCAGGAGGACGCUCACCUUAUUUUGUUUGAACCCUCGUUUGCUGGGAUACUUUCAAGCCCUCCUUCACAGUCAUGUGGUCAUCACAGCUGCUGUUCUUCACAAUGCUCUUAACACCGUUAGCCCAUGCCUGGAUUUCUUUUAAAACAGCUUUCAGCCGUGCCCCAGUCCCCAUGGCUGUGGUCCGAAGGGAGCUGUCCUGCGAGAGUUACCCCAUAGAGCUUCGCUGCCCAGGAACAGAUGUUAUCAUGAUCGAAAGUGCCAACUACGGGAGGACUGAUGAUAAAAUCUGUGACUCUGAUCCUGCUCAGAUGGAGAAUAUCCGCUGUUAUCUGCCAGAUGCCUAUAAGAUUAUGACUCAGAGAUGCAGUAAUCGGACCCAAUGUGCAGUUGUCGCUGGCCCUGAUGUGUUUCCAGACCCUUGCCCUGGGACAUACAAGUACCUGGAAGUGCAGUAUGAAUGUGUCCCUUACAUUUUUCUUUGCCCUGGACUGCUAAAAGGAGUAUACCAGAGUGAACACUUAUUCGAAUCUGACCACCAAUCUGGUGCCUGGUGCAAGGACCCUCUGCAAGCAUCCGAUAAGAUCUACUACAUGCCCUGGACGCCGUACCGGACAGACACGCUGACGGAGUACUCCUCCAAGGAUGACUUCAUUGCCGGGAGGCCAACCACAACAUACAAACUCCCGCACCGGGUAGACGGCACGGGGUUCGUGGUGUAUGACGGGGCUUUGUUCUUCAACAAGGAACGAACCAGGAACAUAGUCAAGUUUGACUUGCGGACAAGGAUAAAAAGCGGGGAGGCUAUCAUAGCUAAUGCAAAUUACCAUGACACCUCUCCCUACCGAUGGGGAGGCAAGUCUGAUAUAGACCUGGCUGUGGAUGAGAACGGGCUGUGGGUAAUCUAUGCAACAGAACAAAAUAAUGGCAAAAUAGUCAUUAGCCAGUUAAACCCUUACACAUUAAGGAUUGAAGGGACGUGGGAUACUGCCUAUGACAAGAGGUCAGCUUCUAACGCCUUCAUGAUCUGUGGGAUUUUGUAUGUGGUGAAGUCUGUGUAUGAAGAUGACGACAAUGAAGCCACAGGGAAUAAAAUAGACUACAUAUAUAACACUGACCAAAGCAAGGAUAGCAUGGUGGAUGUGCCCUUUCCAAACUCCUACCAGUACAUUGCUGCUGUGGAUUAUAAUCCCCGGGACAACCUCCUUUACGUAUGGAACAACUAUCACGUCGUGAAAUAUUCCUUGGAUUUUGGCCCGCUGGACAGCAGAGCAGGGCAGGCUCACCAUGGGCAAGUUUCCUACAUUGCCCCACCAAUCCACCUCGAUUCGGAUCUGGAGAGACCGCCAUCAAAGGGAGUAUCAACAUCGGGGGCUCUGGGCCCAGGGAGCACCACCGCCAGCACCACGCCACGGGUGGCCACCAGCAGCACCAGCCGCCCCACCACCACCUCGGCCUCGGGCAGGAGGAACAGGAGCACCAGCACACCGUCUCCCAUGGCUGAUGUCCCCGAUGAAAUGACCACGCACCUCCCACCUGCCUCUUCCCAGCUGCCGCCGUCCAAUGCAGAGAGCUGUGACCCCAUGGAAGCCCGUGAUAUUAUGUGGUCUCGGACUCGGCAGGGCCAGGUGGCGAAGCAGCCAUGUCCCAUGGGCUCGAUAGGUGUUGCAACUUUCCGGUGUCUUGCGCCAGACGGGAUCUGGGAGCCCCAAGGACCUGAUCUCAGCAACUGCUCUUCUCCCUGGAUCAACCACAUCACUCAGAAGAUGAAGUCAGGGGAGAUGGCUGCCAACAUUGCCCGGGAGCUUGCGGAGCACACAAAAAACCACUUGUACGCUGGUGACAUUGCGUACUCUGUGUCCGCCAUGGUCCAGCUGGUGAACUUGCUUGAUGUGCAGCUCCGAAACCUGACUCCAGGUGGGAAGGACAGUGCUGCACGCAGCUUAAAUAAGCUUCAGAAAAGGGAGCGCUCUUGCAGGGCCUAUGUCCAGGCCAUGGUGGAGACGGUGAACAACCUUCUGCAGCCACAGGCUCUGAAUGCAUGGAGGGACCUGAAUGCAAGCGAACAGCAGCGUGCAGCCACCAAGUUACUCGACACCGUGGAGGACAGUGCCUUCGUGCUGGCUGAUAACCUGCUGAAGACAGACAUCGUCCGGGAAAACACUGACAACAUCCAGCUGGAAGUUGCGAGACUAAGCACAGAUGGGAAUCUGGAAGAUCUGAAGUUUCCCCAGAACAUGGGCCAUGGGAGUGCCAUUCAGCUGUCAGCAAAUACCCUGAAACAAAAUGGUCGAAACGGUGAAAUCAGGGUGGCUUUUGUGCUGUACAACAACCUGGGCACCUAUCUCUCCACGGAGAACGCCAGCAUGAAGUUGGGAACAGAAGCAAUGUCGACUAAUCACUCCGUCAUUGUCAACUCUCCUGUCAUCACGGCAGCAAUAAACAAAGAGUUCAGCAAUAAGGUUUACCUAGCUGAUCCUGUGGUGUUUACUGUCAAGCACAUCAAGCAGUCAGAAGAAAAUUUCAAUCCGAACUGUUCGUUCUGGAGCUAUACAAAGCGUACAAUGACGGGAUAUUGGUCCACCCAGGGAUGUCGCCUCCUGACAACUAACAAGACGCACACCACAUGCUCCUGCAAUCACCUAACCAAUUUUGCAGUCCUGAUGGCACACGUGGAAGUUAAGCACAGCGAUGCAGUCCAUGACCUGCUCCUGGACUUUAUCACGUGGGUUGGCAUCCUGCUCUCACUGGUCUGCCUCCUGAUCUGCAUCUUCACCUUCUGCUUCUUCCGUGGGCUGCAGAGCGACCGCAACACGAUUCACAAGAACUUGUGCAUCAGCCUCUUUGUGGCAGAACUCCUCUUCCUCAUUGGCAUCAACCGGACUGACCAGCCGAUUGCCUGUGCCGUCUUUGCUGCCCUCCUGCACUUCUUCUUCCUGGCAGCUUUCACCUGGAUGUUCCUGGAGGGAGUGCAGCUCUACAUCAUGCUGGUGGAGGUUUUUGAGAGCGAACACUCCCGGAGGAAGUACUUCUAUUUGGUUGGCUAUGGCAUGCCUGCGCUGAUUGUAGCCGUAUCAGCAGCAGUGGACUACCGGAGCUACGGCACAGACAAAGUAUGUUGGCUCCGACUUGACACCUACUUCAUUUGGAGCUUUAUAGGACCGGCGACCUUGAUAAUUAUGCUUAAUGUCAUCUUCCUUGGGAUCGCUCUCUAUAAAAUGUUUCAUCAUACUGCCAUACUGAAACCUGAAUCUGGAUGUCUUGACAAUAUCAACUAUGAGGAUAACAGACCCUUCAUCAAGUCCUGGGUUAUAGGUGCAAUAGCCCUGCUCUGCCUAUUAGGACUGACCUGGGCGUUCGGACUCAUGUAUAUUAAUGAAAGCACAGUCAUCAUGGCGUAUCUCUUCACCAUAUUCAAUUCUCUGCAGGGAAUGUUUAUAUUCAUUUUCCAUUGUGUCCUCCAGAAAAAGGUACGUAAAGAGUAUGGAAAAUGCCUGCGCACACAUUGCUGUAGUGGGAAAAGUACAGAGAGCUCUAUUGGCUCAGGAAAAACCUCGGGGUCACGGACACCUGGAAGAUAUUCCACAGGCUCACAGAGCCGGAUUCGUAGGAUGUGGAAUGACACAGUUCGAAAGCAGUCCGAGUCCUCCUUUAUUACUGGAGAUAUAAACAGUUCAGCUUCACUCAACAGAGAAAGCGGAAGGACGCCCAAGCAGGAGCCGGUCUUCAGACGAGUCACCAUGGAAGACAGUGUCAUCUAGUGCCCGGAGCACCUGACGAGCCUGCCCCAGCGAGCCCACACCGGUGCACCGCCUCAGCUCCUCUGUGCCUCGGUUUAUCCAUCCCUCACUUGGGAUUGCACAAUGGGAGAGGCCGGAGAAACUAGCCUUGACCAAAACCCUUGGCAAACCCUCACGUCCCCAAGGAGAAAACAGCCCGGCUGAGAUUCCCACUGCCCCGCACGUGGCAGCACCCUGGGACGUGCCCUCACCUCUUGGUCACUUGCUUUUUUUUUUCAGAUGAGCAGAAUGGGCAAAAAAUGUCUUUUGUAAUAAGAAAUGAGUUUCGUCUGCUCCAGAUGUUGGCUUUGCAACUUGAAAACACUUAAAGAUGGCUGAGCGUGCUCAACCACCCAUCCUGAGCCCCUCUCUGUGCUCACAAGCUGGGCUGUAUAAAGGUGACCCUGCCGGAUCCAGGUCCCUGUUGUAAAUACAGACCUGGCUGUGUGGAGAGGUAAUGAGGGAAGGAAAAGAGGGACAAAGAAAUAGUCCUUACACCGGAAGAAGCUGAACUUGCCAGCAGAAUACCGUUGAGCGAAGCUGUCGCUUGUAAAUAGGGACCAGCGCAUGCAUCCAGCAGUGGCUCCGCUUGGGAAAAGCUUCUGGGGGGAAAGCUGCUCAGGUUUUAUUGUCUUGUGUAAAUAGAGAUAUUUUUUGGAAAAAAUGAGCCUUAGAGUAUCUUGAAAAUAGCGUUUCUCAAUCAGCUCAGCUGGGGAUGGAUAUAUGGGAAACUACAGCGUCUGCCCGGUGGAGGCUGGCGUGGGGUCUUGCAGCCGAGCUGUGCCACCGUGGUGGGCACAGGAGGCACCUGAAAGACAACAGACAUGUCCAGCAGAGGACUCAGCAGACGUUUCUCCUCUGUUCCUGUAAACAGGGUGGACUCACUGGGCCCAUGGUCUCCGCUGGUGUAAAUACUCAGCUACAGCCCACAGAGGACUUGGGCUGCUUGGGGCAGGUGGGGGGGGGGGGGGGGGCAUGGGCAGAAAUCACCAGAAGGAUGCAAACCCCAUCAGUGUGGUUCCCCCGAGGCUUUUAGCAUUAAAAAAAAAAAAAAAAAAGGAAAAAAAAAAAGAAACCCUGAAGACUUGUUAAUGGUGUUGGGCCAACUGUUCGGCUGGGUAAAUGAAGGCAUGCAUAGACAUCUGUGUUCAUGUCAGCCGGCGCCUGUACGUGCAGUUCUUCUCCGUGUGUGUGCAAAUGCGUGUGCAAGACCGUGCCCUGCAUGGGUGGCUGCCAGCCAGUGCAGGUCCCCAUGUCUGUGUAGCUGUGUCCAUGAGAGAAGAAGAGAGGAUAUGGAUAUGUACGUUAUACUCACUUUAUAUGCCUAAACACAUUUGAGAAGUCAUAAGUAACGCUGCCGGGUCCAGCUUUAUUAGCAUGAGCGCAGAGUAGUGUCUGUGUCUCUCUGGGGAACAAGGCAUGGCAGGCCGGGCGCGUGGUGUUAGCUGAGCAAAAGCUGAUAAAUCUCUGCUCUGCAUUGAGUCAUCAUCCGCUGUCCCCCGCCGCGACACAACAACAGCCAUCUGCAAAUGCUCCCAGCAGAGCAGGGCUACGCUCGGGCAUGGGUGUUUGCAGAAGGCGGGCUGCUGCAGCGUAGUACUUGAUGGAAGCAGGAGAGGAGCUUUGGGGCUUCCCCUUCAUCCUUCACAACUCAAAGCUUACUUAUGCCUUAUUUACUCUGAGUCUGACCAUGUGGAUUCAUGCAGUGGAGGGAAAUUAGAAAAAAAAUUGGAAUUAGAAAAGUAAAUUAGAAAAAAACAGACUUAAGAAAAAAAAGAUAUUUUUUAAAAUGACCCAGAAUAACUCUCUAGAUGUAAAAGUCUCUCUUCAGCCUGGUAUUUUACAGGGAAGCAGGGCCAAGGUGGAAGCGUCCCCUCCCCAUUAAAAAGCCAGAUAGCGUAAACCAACUAUUGCACAUAUUUAGCAUAAUAUUGGGGGCAAAGCUCCUAUACCUUUGCAAGGAAAGGCCAGCAGGCAGUCAACAGAAAUUGGAAGCUGCCUCAAAGCACCAAGGGGUUUGGGCAUCCGGAGUGGUAAUUCGCUUGCAGUGGUUCCAAUUGAGCUUCAGGGAUGGUCUUUUCCUCUUGGGUACUUGAAUAUCUCCUCUGUCAUCCAGCUCUGUGGGACUGCUGUUACCAUUAACACCUAACAACUGCCAGUGCUGAGCAAUUUAUUUAUUUAUCAAACCAGCACACGGAAGACACCAUGCUUUCAUCUGCCACAUGUGGACACCUCUUCCUUUGCCCACUUCUCCAGCCUUGUAUGGUGUCCCCAGGCAAGGUGGCCAUUAUCCUGGGAAGACUUCCUCCCCAGGGAAGGCUGUUAGCCUUUUUUUCCAGGGAGAAAUAAAAUGAAAAAUAUGAACAACCCACCCUAUCUUUGUCCCACAAAUGUUCUGAGAAUCAGACAGUAUAUUAAGCAAACUAAUUACCUCCAAAAAGUUCAAAAUCUCAUGAUCUUUCACAGUCAUGAGAGGACCAUGCUUAUGGUUUCUAGAGCCCCAAAGGGCAGUGCUAAAUCUUGUGCCUGAGGCUGCCUGACCCUGGGGAGGUCUGGGGUGCUGCAUGGGAUGAAGGGGGGGGCUGCGAUUGCAGGAAAGCUGAAAUUCCCUGUUUUUUCACUAGAUCACAGGAAAGCAGAAAUCCCCUGGGUUGGGUUGGAUGGUUUUUCUUCAUUAGAGCCCUCACUAUUAGUUUCUGUCCCCAGACAAUCCUAUCAUCCUGUACCUUAAACCCUUGCCAUUAUGUCUAGAAUUAUUCUUGGAGGCAUUUAUGACAACUUUCAAUGUCUCUCUCCAACCCCAAAGAGGCUGACACGCAGUAACUAAUGGUGACAGUUGUAAAGAUGAGCCAGACUGACCCCAAGUCCUAACAAAAAUGAUUAAUCCCAUCCACUGCCUCCAUAUCAAUGGUGCACAGGUUACGCAUGGAGGUGAGCCGGCGAGGAGGGGGAGGCCAAUACCGAAGAGCGAGUCUGGGAGGGGCCGUUACCAAACCCACCCAGCUGCUGGGUUCCCUGGGACAGAGUUUUGAUUUAAUCCAGCCCCAAGUCAAUAGUGAUUGACGUUUCACCUGCUUUCCAAAUCUUAACUGGACUUCCUUACUCCUCAGGCAUGGAAUGAAUCUUAAUACAUUGUAAUUACUGUACUCCUGGUGAUGAACCGGUAUGAAAAGCUAUCACAGAGAACAUUAAUAAAAUGUACAUUAUGAAAAAGAA
Messenger RNA from Harpia harpyja (harpy eagle), 7742 nucleotides. RefSeq names its product adhesion G protein-coupled receptor L3 (gene ADGRL3). Bases 822 to 4508 code for a protein of 1228 amino acids. Gene Ontology annotation, biological process: brain development; cell surface receptor signaling pathway; adenylate cyclase-activating G protein-coupled receptor signaling pathway. The transcript is spliced from 25 exons. Gene Ontology annotation, molecular function: G protein-coupled receptor activity; carbohydrate binding. Gene Ontology annotation, cellular component: axon; cell-cell junction; membrane. The record is from RefSeq and is a predicted model, not a curated record. NCBI's taxonomy places the organism in Eukaryota, Metazoa, Chordata, Aves, Accipitriformes, Accipitridae.